Molecule: messenger RNA, 1951 nt
Organism: Myotis davidii
Lineage: Eukaryota; Metazoa; Chordata; Mammalia; Chiroptera; Vespertilionidae
Gene: BRMS1
Product: breast cancer metastasis suppressor 1
Exons: 9
Coding region: 676-1443 (255 amino acids)
Biological process (GO): negative regulation of transcription by RNA polymerase II
Cellular component (GO): Sin3-type complex
Molecular function (GO): histone deacetylase binding
Source: RefSeq, a predicted model, not a curated record
UUCAGCUGACAGUGCUGAUACAGAAACCAAUCGGGACAAGUGGCAGGUGAAAGCAGGAAGAGCAAGUGUGCGCAGGACUUGAAAGGUGUGGCUGUGAGGGGAGUAUGUGGAGCAGCUAAUGGGAUCGGGUGAGGUUGUGCGUUCCUGCUUUUCCUAAACGGUCGGGACUACCUGAGCAUGUCCAGAGCUCCAUGGCAGGAACUGUCAGGAGGGAGUGCUGCAGACACGACGUCCCAGAGGAAGCAGGAGGUGGGACUGGACCCAGGGCACAGUGAGGAGACAGGUUGCAGCAUGUCCCCAGGAAGAGACGAGAAGGAACAGCACGAGGCGGGUGGGGAGGAAAGAAGUGCCUGGUGCAUUUGAGAACUGGCCGUUAGAUGGUGGGGUGAAGGAGCUGGACCGGUAGUUCAAGUCUAGUCGGUGCAGGGCCUUGAAAGGCCGAGUCCCAGAGGCAGUGGGGAGCCCGCCCUUGGCCUUUCCCAUCGGUGGAGAUGUCCAGACCGGGCCACGUGCAGCUUCUCCACCCAGUGUGUGCUCAGGUGGUGGCGCGUCCAGCCGCUUCCCAGCUGUCCCCAGCUGCGGCCAGGCUUUGCUUGACUCCCUGAGUGGCCACGUACCUGCUUGGAGCUGUGGGUGGUGGUGAGUGAUGGCUCUGCCCCUCCUCCCAGAGCCCAGAUGCCGCUCCAGCCUUCAAGCAAAGACACAGAAGAGAUGGAAGCAGAGGGUGAUUCAGCUGCCGAGAUGAAUGGAGAGGAGGAAGAGAGUGAGGAGGAACGAAGUGGCAGCCAGACCGAGUCCGAGGAGGAGAGCUCAGAGAUGGACGACGAGGACUACGAGCGGCGCCGCAGCGAGUGCGUCAGUGAGAUGCUGGACCUGGAGAAGCAGUUCUCGGAGCUAAAGGAGAAGUUGUUCAGGGAACGGCUGAGUCAGCUGCAGGUGCGGCUGGAGGAAGUGGGGGCUGAGAGAGCGCCCGAAUACACGGAGCCCCUGGGAGGGCUGCAGCGGAGCCUCAAGAUUCGCAUUCAGGUGGCAGGGAUCUACAAGGGCUUCUGUCUGGACGUGAUCAGGAAUAAGUAUGAGUGUGAGCUGCAGGGAGCUAAGCAGCACCUGGAGAGCGAGAAGCUGCUGCUCUAUGACACGCUGCAGGGGGAGCUGCAGGAGCGGAUCCAGAGGCUGGAGGAGGACCGCCAGAGCCUGGACAUCAGCUCGGAGUGGUGGGAUGACAAACUGCACACCAGAGGCAGCUCGAGGACCUGGGACUCCCUGCCGCCCAGCAAGAGGAAGAAGGCACCCCUCGUUUCUGGCCCUUACAUCGUGUACAUGCUGCAGGAGAUCGACAUCCUGGAGGACUGGACGGCUAUCAAAAAGGCUAGGGCGGCUGUGUCCCCUCAGAAGAGAAAAUCAGAUGUGAUGUUUCCCUUCCCACACCCCCCAGGACCCUGACCCUGCGAUUCACAGCCAGCGGGCCCCUCUGAGCAACAGGCACCAGAACCCGGAUUGACAUUUUCCUGCUGCAGCCAGGCAGACGGACAAGCCCUCGGGGCAGCCCUCACUGGUCUGGACUCGUGCUCCUGCUCAGGGCUUGUACAGCUGUGGCCCAAGCUGUCCUAGCCAGGCCAGCUGAGUCCCUCAUCCCCAACAGCCCCUCCCUCCCCCUGCCGUCAGCCCCAGGUCCCUCCCUGACGAAGAAGACCUGCCUCGUCUUCAGCCAAAGCACCUCCUUCCUGCUGGCCUUGGACCUAGCUCCCCACUCACCGAGCCAGCGUGUUGGCCCACGUCGUGGGAACUCUGAACCAGAAGUUCUGUUGGGGGUCGGGCGGGGGUGGGGGCUGUCCUGGCUCUUGCUGUGCUGAGAAGGCGGGCUCCCCAGGUCUUCUCAAGGCAGUCCUUGGUGCCUGCCUCCCACACUGCGGGGACUGGAAUUAAAGUAUUUCCUGGGUCUCUGCUGUGA